AAUAAUAGCAUCAAGAAUAAUGUUUCGUGUGGCGUACAAAUAAAAGAGAAAUAGGCAGUAGGCGUUCGGAAAAAAGCCAAAUUAAUAUGCGCAAUCGAUAAGUCAGUGUACCGUUUUGUAGCUUUUAAGUUAUAUCGACGCAGCGAUUCAUAGUUGCGAUAGUUUGUAGUAGCAUUUAUCUGGCGAAAUGAGUGAAUUUAACCCGGGUAGGAUAGAAAUUCGUCUGUCCGACAUUGACAAUUUGCUGCAGGAGAGCAUUUUUGAAACAACCAAUGGCGACAAGCUGGUGGAAUAUAUCAAGAAGAAGCGUGGUGGCGGCCGAGCAAGGUUACAUGAUAUAUUUGAAAGAGCCGCAGGAGCUGUUCAACGGCCAAACUUCAAUUUCGACAUCGAUGCGUCCGAUCUGCAUCCCCUGCCUCCAUCCCCGGAAGAAAACGAUGGGCACGUUCCUGCAGAGUCCUCACCACGACCGGUGGAAUCACAGAUACCGCCAGAUGGUAAAACUGUGCACAAUGGAAACGGUAUGGUCGAAACCAGUUCAACCUCAGCGAAGAAAAACCCUAUGGUGGUGCUUGCUAACAAAUCAUCCCUCAAUAUGGUGGCCAAAUCUCCUGCCACCGUAAAAAAUCUCAGUCGGCAGGUGUUGAUAAAUCAGUAUCAAAGAUCGAAUUCAGCAAAAUGUGAAAUGCUUAGACAGUUGGCUACGAGUACCCCGAUCCCGGGUGAAAGCAGCACAUAUAAUCGUAUUUCCACCUUCACAACGUCGAUUUCGCCCAUUUUAGAGGGGAAUUCGCCCGAGGAUGUACCGAACGCGGUGUCUACGGUGCCAGUCCAUGUAAAGGAACCUGCGCAGCCAUUGAACAAUAAGGAAGACGUACCAGUCACUGAUAAAAUAUUGGUUCCUUCGUCUCAAGCUAUCUCUGCGCCAGAAAAUACCCCUCAGAAAGUGAUUGUGAUACGGACACAAACAGUACCUCCUCCAUCUUCGCCUGAAGUAAUCGUUCCUGAGACACCAAGCCCGGCGAAGGAAUCUCCGAAAGCGGCUAACCACACGCUCAUUCAACCGCGGAGACUCUGCAACACAUUUGAUGCAAUGGAUCAAGUAUCUUCCGAUAGGACCGAUGGGAACCUUACAUCCGAUGAUGAUGAGGCGCACCAUAUGUCUGGCGAUGAAAAUAUGAGACUGAAUGUAUCGUAUGCCCCAGCGUCUAAGCAAUCACCUGACGACAGUUUGUUAUUGAAGAGCAUUCUUAAGGAUCGAAACACAUCCCAAAAUCGGAGGAGUGAGUUCCGGGUUUCCUUUUCCCAACAAUUGGUGCACGAACGAGAAAUUUCCCCUGCCCCUUCCAUACCUUCAGUGGAUUCAAACUCAGAUUCCGAUUCUGAAGAUAGCUCAAAUGAAAGUGAUUGCGAUGAGGAGGAGUUUCAAGUCGUUGAUGAAGUGUACAGUGACCACAGUGAAGAGAAUGAUGCAGUCGAGAGUCAAAAGGACUACGAUGAAUACAAAAAGAUACAUGACGAAUUAUUAGAAUAUCGGAAUCAGCAACAAACUGCCAGACCGGAGUCUCCCCUAAUAGACGUGGUCGAGGAGCAGCCGGUGCAAUGGUAUGAAACGAGAACUCCAAGACACGAUGAUGUUCAUAGAGGUAAAUCGUUAGUUCCUCCAACUACCGGAAAAAAGGACAACAAAACAAAUCUUCAACUGGUGGACAUCAUAACUGAUUGGGACGACGAGGAGGAAGAAGAAGUGGAACCGGAAGCAGCUGUUGUUUCAUUUGAAAUCCCAGAAACGCAAGUAGCGACACAGCGAUCGAACGAAACAAAUCGAGACGCGAUGGAUAUCAGUUCUAGCAAUAUGGAAGAAUCAGCAGAACGGAUAGUGGAACUUCUCCCACCACCCCCGGGUUUCGGUGAGAUCGAAUCAGACGAAAAUGCAAUAUCUCCGACGACAUCGCCCACCAGUCCAGCAACACAGUUCAGUGAUUCCGCAAAGCAUCGUUUUCUUCGAGAAAACGAAGAAGCUCUUAUAUCACGAAUACAGAAUGAGCUACCCGUUUCUCAGCAGCCGCCAUCUAGCUCCGCACCAAUCAACAAGUCAUACGAAAAAGUGCCCGAAACGCUAGUAGAAAUCGCUCAAUCAUUUCGUGAUCAACCUCCCCAAUCAGUAGCUCCGCAGGAGCUGAGAAUGAAACCGAUGAUGCAUCCGAAGAAGAGGAAAGCCACAGUUCCCGAUCCGGCGACGACUUCCUAUUUCGAAACAGUGGCAAAAACGUUUGCCAAGCAGACGAUGCCACCUCCCACAACUGCGACCAAGAGAAAAUUAUACGCUUCGAAAGUGUCCGAUGAGGAAACGGCACCCGUGGCCAGCAGGUCAGCUGUGCUCAGUGUGCACCGUGAGACUACCCCAGCUAUGCGCAAUCUAAAUGUAGUAAUUCAAAAACUUACACUUGAAGAUUGUCUGGAGGAAAAACAGAUACCAAGCAAUAUUUUGGGUCUUCAUAAAAACAUUUUGAGUGAGAAACAUACGGAAACUGCUGGAAAAACUGUUCCUCAGCUUAAUAACCCAUCGGUAAAAACAUCACAAAGAACUGUUCGGCAACCAAAAGUGCUAAAAAGCAAAACUCGAACGGUGGCCGCUUCUUCAACAAUCGAGAAUACUCGAAAAGAUCCGCACAGUUACAAUCACGAAUAUUCUGUUCCAAUGGAUUGUUCGGAUAUAAACAGCCAAAGCUCGGAAAGCCAAGAGAGUGUCGGGCGUCAACCGUUGGACGUACCGAACUUGCGAAACCUGGAAGAAACUGCACCUUUGAAGCAGCGAGUGAACAAUGCGUUGAACACACGAGACGUAUCCGAUAAAGGAGAUGUUCAUUCUGAUAACUCUCAAAGCGAUGAUCCUAAUCCUAUGGUCCAAAAGAAUACGAUCAAGAAACAGAACACAAAGAGCACCUCACCCACCGAAAAUGUAGACAUAGAUAACAACCAGAAGGAGAUUCCCGAAAGCGCACGAGAAAGUUCUGGUUCGUCAAUGGCAUACACCACAAGGUCAGAAGAUCAACACGUGCGUAGUUUAAAAAUCUAUCAGGGAAAAACGACGACGAACAGUGAAGAUAACCAGAAUGAUUCAUCAACAACUAAUUCAAGGGACAGUUUGACCGUAUCGAAUGUUGAUCGUGAUCCUCUAGAACAGGGCAGAAGUAGCGCUGAGAUGCAAGCAGAGAGAGCCACCAGAAUGAGGUCGACUGCAAAGAAGAAAAACAGUAAACUUAAAGUGAGCCGAAACACUGAAAACACAGCAAGGAAAGAGGAGGAGAAACCACACGGUAAAUCGAUUCCCAAAUCGAAAGAAGAUUCGCAACGGAAAAGAAUAAUCAAAUCGAAUGGAUUCUUAGAACCGCAUUCAAAAGAUUCACAAUUGGACGUUGCUCCAAUGAAACAAAAGAAAAAGGUGCCUACGAAGAAAAAUAAAAAACUUCACCUCGUUCAAAAUAACAUAGUCGAGAGUGUCGAAGCCAAUGGUUCACUACCAAAGAACAACAAUAAUCAACAGAUUGUUCCUGAAGCCCCUAGUGACGAGAUACUAGAAACAAGUGACAUAGUUUUGGAAGAUGAAGUUCCUAGAAAUGAAAUACUGGAAACAAGCGACAUAGUUUUGGAAGAUGAGCAGUUCAGUUCUUCCCGGUCACAUAGCAGCGAAAAAACACCUGAAAAUUAUGAAUCACCUUUCCAGGACGACGAAGGUGAAGAUAAUGAUGCACCUCUUGCGAUGGAACCCAAGCGGAAUAAAACACGCGCGACGAGUCGAAAAAAUGAUCAUUUCGAAAAAUAUACUACAGAAGAAACCGAGAAAUCGAAGGGUUUGCCUCGUUAUCUGCGGGAAGUAGAAGAUAGUGCAUGGCAACCGCCUAAACAUUUGAAGGAAAAAGUGAACACCAUGCGGAGGAAGCUUAACAGGGAGAAAAAUCGUAGCUCGGAGGAAGAAGAAACAGUUCGGCGCAGUGGGCGAACCUGUCGAAUAGCGAAGCAGAUACUUAUGACUAAUCCACUCGUAAAAUCUGCGUAUGACAGACCCAACUAUCGGCCACCAACGGUUGAAGAAAUACUGGAAGCAGAGCGGCUGGCGCAGGAACUACGCAAGAAAAAUCGCGGUACCCGUAAGCCCCCAGCGAAAGUAAACUCAAAAUCGACUGAAACAACCGAGAGGGACAAAAGCAAACAGACAGCAAACCGGAAAAGAGUACAACAUCUCACGCAUGAGGAAGAGGGAAAUAUAGCCACAAAGAGAAAUAGAUUAGAAGAGGCCAGUACCAGCACCUCAAGCUUAAAGGAACAGCUCGGUACCAGUUCUGAAGGUAACAGUACUGCAAACGGUAGCGGGCUCAUAAAUUCCUCUGAAAGGCUGAUUCAAGAAAAGCUUCAAGCUCAAAGCUGGAUGUUAAAAUUAAUUGCGGACACUAAUCAGCGGCCAGAUCGAUUGCCAGUUAAUCCUGUGAAUGGCAAUCUCGUCCAUUUCACUUUAGAUCAUAUAUCGUUUCAAGAACGCAAUGGAAUCCAGUAUUCUUUCUUUGUUUACUCCGAAAGAGAAAACUAUGGCUUCUUACGGUUUUCACCAUUAGCAGUCAAGAAAUUAACCAAAACGGCUGAUUUUCAGCUUAAAUUUCUCAUCCUUAAUGGUAAGCUCAUUUUCCAGAUCAAUGGGAAGGAAAUUAUCACUAAGGGAGGCGAUUUUUUAAUGCUUCCAGAAAAUUCAAAAUACAGCAUCAAGAACUGUGAGGAAAUAUCCCUCCUUUUCAUGGUCAAAUUCGUGUCAUCUUAGAAGUCCGUGACGUGAGUUGUAAAUAAUAUUUUCGCUUAGUUUCUUUGUACGUGUGAUUUUUUAAUACAGCCAUAAGAAGAACAAUUUUCGUUCAUGUAAAAUGGGAAGUAUUCAAAAACUGCUAGGAACCAUUCUGUAAAUAGCACUGAUUAUGUUAUUGUUUUUAGUUGAGAGUUAUUUAGAAAUAUGUGUGAGAGAAAUAGAGGCAGACUCUGAGGGUUUGAUGAAGCUACAUUGUAAUAUAUUUGAUUUUAUUUCAA
Toxorhynchites rutilus septentrionalis is the source of this 5073-nucleotide messenger RNA. RefSeq lists its product as uncharacterized. The coding region runs from base 188 to 4813 and encodes 1541 amino acids. The record is from RefSeq and is a predicted model, not a curated record. Lineage: Eukaryota; Metazoa; Arthropoda; Insecta; Diptera; Culicidae. The transcript has 7 exons.